CUUCUCUUCAUCUGCUCCUCAUUUCCGAGAGCCCCAAUAUAUCUUAAGGCCACCCGCCUCACCAGGCUGGCUCCGGCUACCCUUGACCCUCACCUUCCGUUCCUAUCUGGACAAUGUACACCCAGUUCCUCUCUCUCUUCGCCGCCAUCGCCGCAGCGUCGGUGACGGUGGCUUGCCCCGGCCUCGACCACGAGCAUAGCCUCGCGCCCCGGUCUCAGCGCGGUGCAACGCAGCCCAAUGGUGGUAAGAGCCUUGUUCGCCCGCUUACCUGGGGCCAGGUUCAGGUUUUGCACACCACCGAUAUCCACGGAUGGUACCAGGGUCACCUCAAAGCCAGCGAGCCGGAGCCAAACUACUCGGCCGACUGGGGCGACUUUGCUAGCUUUGUCUCCCAUAUGCGAAAGCUCGCGAAGAAGAAGGGCGCCGACCUCCUCGUCGUCGACACGGGCGACUUGCACGAUGGAGCCGGUCUGAGUGAUGCAGCAAGGCCAGUCGCCGGCCACGACUCAGACAAUUUCCACUCGUUGAUCCAAUACGAUGUACUCAGUGUUGGCAACCACGAGCUGUACAAUUACACCAUCGCUCACGACACGUACCAGUAUUUCCGCCCCGCUCAGCGCAAGGACGGCACCAACCGCUACCUCGCUUCCAAUGUCAACAUCACCCUGCCUGGUGCGACAUCUUCCGUACCCAUGGGCGAGCGCUUCGUCAAGUUCAAGACAGACCUGGGACGCCGGGUGACGGCGCUAGGAGUCCUGUUCGACUUUACGGGUCAGGACAAGAACCUCUAUGUCCAAAAGGUGGACGACAUGGUGAAGGAACGGUGGUUUGACGAUGCUAUCACCGAAGAGCCCGACUUCUUUCUGCUCGCGGGCCACCUUCCCGUCCGAAAAGACAAGUGGCCGGUCGUCAUCAACGCCGUACGUGCCAAGCACCCAGACACGCCCAUCCUCGUCCUCGGCGGACACACCCACAUUCGCGAUUGCAUGACAUACGACAGCAACGCCGUCGGAAUCGAGAGCGGACGGUACCUCGAGACAAUUGGCUGGCUCGCUGUCAACUCGUCAAGCUUCCACGACCACAAGCAUCAUGGCCAUGCGCACCAAUACCAUCAUCGCCAGCACAAGUUCGAGCGUCGCGACGACAGCGCGCAGGCUGCCACUUCGAGCAAUUCCACGACAGUCACCUUCUCUCGCUCGUACAUCGACGCCAACAGGCGCAACUACGCCAUCCACGCGGGCCUCACGUCUACCUCCAAGCUCGACACGCCGACCGGCCGCCAGAUAUCAAAGCGUCUGCAAAAGCUAGCGGACAGGCUGAAUCUGUCGCACGUCUUUGGUGUUGCGCCGCAUGACUACUACCUCGACCGUGUCGCGCCUUCGGACCCCGAUUCGCUGCUCAACCUGCUAACGAACAAGGUUUUGCCGACAGUCAUCAGCACCAGCAACCCGGAAAGGCAGGGCACGCCGUCCAUCGUGCUCGCCAACUCUGGCUCGCAGCGCUUCGAUGUCUACAGCGGCAACCUUACGCGCAAUGAUCAGUACAUCGUCAGCCCUUUCCUGGACGCUUUUCUGUACAUCAAGGACGUGCAAUACCAGUACGCAAAACAGAUUGUUGACCAGCUGAACAAGGCUGGCGCUUACCGACGAAGCGAGACCUACGACACCGAUGCCGAGAAGUACGCGCGCGGCGAGGUGGACCACAUCUACACUGCCUGGCGCCGCGCGCAAUCCGUCGCCAGCGUUGACGAGCGGCGCCACCUCGCCGAGUUGGACGCGCACGCCGAUGCACAGCAGGCAGCCACUGCUACGCUCGGCUAUGUGACGAAGGACGACUGCCCUGGCCAAGGCGACGACACGGUGCACACAGCCAUCCCGUACGCGCUGCAGCCAGACUACAUCCAGUCACCACCGACGGGCAACUUGACCGUGCUGUCGGACAGCAGCCCGGUCGACGUCGUCUUUGUCGACUUUAUCCAGUCCAGCGUUAUAUCUAUCCUCAACUCGCUGCAGAAGGACAAGACGUACUCGACGGCCGACGUGAGCGUUUACAACUCGCUCACGACCCAAGAUUUGUAUCCAAAGUAUGCCGAGAAGGCUUGGAACUGAUCCUAGCCGAUCCGUUUGCGGCGUGGCGCAGUCCCUUUCGUGUGCA
Tilletiaria anomala UBC 951 is the source of this 2154-nucleotide messenger RNA. RefSeq lists its product as uncharacterized. Gene Ontology annotation, biological process: nucleotide catabolic process. The transcript is spliced from 5 exons. Gene Ontology annotation, molecular function: hydrolase activity. Bases 114 to 2108 code for a protein of 664 amino acids. Lineage: Eukaryota; Fungi; Basidiomycota; Exobasidiomycetes; Georgefischeriales; Tilletiariaceae. Gene Ontology annotation, cellular component: cytosol. The record is from RefSeq and is a predicted model, not a curated record.